Molecule: messenger RNA, 1008 nt
Organism: Phoenix dactylifera (date palm)
Lineage: Eukaryota; Viridiplantae; Streptophyta; Magnoliopsida; Arecales; Arecaceae
Product: dehydration-responsive element-binding protein 1E-like
Biological process (GO): regulation of DNA-templated transcription
Molecular function (GO): DNA-binding transcription factor activity; DNA binding
Source: RefSeq, a predicted model, not a curated record
CACUCCACUCCUCCUAUAUAAACUCUACUCUGCUUACGAUUUGGAAACCAAGUGAUCCAAGUAUUCAAUGGAGUUCUUCGUCAGUGACUCGAAUUCGCCGUCGACGUCCGCGGAAUAUGAGUUUGCCACAGUGUCGUCGACGCCGCCAAAGCGGCCGGCCGGGCGCACCAAGUUCAGGGAGACGAGGCACCCGGUGUACAAGGGAGUCCGGAGGCGGGGACCGGCCGGGAGGUGGGUGUGCGAGGUCCGCGAGCCGAACAAGAAGUCGCGGAUUUGGCUGGGGACUUUCCCGACCGCCGAGAUGGCGGCGCGGGCCCACGACGUCGCCGCUAUUGCGCUGCGCGGCCGCUCGGCCUGCUUGAACUUCGCCGACUCUGCUUGGCUGCUUCCUGCGCUUCCUCGGUUCUCCACCACCAAGGACAUCCAGCGGGCCGCCGUUGAAGCCGCUGAGGCUUUCCGACCCUCGCCGGAGUCGGAUAACGCCGCUGCUUCCAGCACCGCUGCAGCUCGGAUGGAGAGCUCGUCGGAGGCGCCGGCGAUGCCGAAGCAAUUGCCCGAGGGGCCUAGCGGCGGCUUCGGCGUCGGUGGGGUCGAUGUUAUGUUUCACGACGACAUCGAAUUGGAGAUGUACGGCUACUACUGCACCAGUAUGGCGGAAGCCUUGAUUGUCGAGCCGCCGCCGCCGCCGGCGGCCGCCGGAGGCGGAGGGAAUUAUUGGGAUGAGAUGGACGGUGGUGCUGACAUGUCUCUGUGGAGCUACUCCUUUUGAUGGUGAUGUGGCGUUUCAUGUACAUUAGUUUCCUAUCUAGGGUUAGAAAGGGAUGAAGGCUUACCUUUUAUUUUUUUCAACUGGGAUUUGGGACCACUAGUUGCUAGUUUUAGAGAAAUAACUCAAAUAGGUUGUUAGUCUUUAUACCCCUUCAUGCUAUUAAGUAGAAAAGGUUGUAACAUGAUCAUUUUAAUUGACUCAUUAUAAUGAUAAACAUUCUUAUUUGAUAGUUUUAUGGC